Messenger RNA from Uloborus diversus, 918 nucleotides. RefSeq lists its product as uncharacterized. Lineage: Eukaryota; Metazoa; Arthropoda; Arachnida; Araneae; Uloboridae. The coding region runs from base 1 to 918 and encodes 305 amino acids. The record is from RefSeq and is a predicted model, not a curated record. The transcript is spliced from 5 exons.
AUGGCUGCAAUUAAUGAUACUACUUUAGAGUUCUUUUCAAAAGCAUCCCCGGCUCAGUGGUCGUAUAUAUUUUCUAAGUAUAAAGAAGUCUUAAAAGCUAAAGCAGCGCGGCGUACGAAAAAAGGAGGUCCUGAUGAAUUAAUGCGAAUGGAUGCUUGGUACCAAGAACAGUUUCCAAAGGUGAUACAUUCAAGGAAAGAACUUUUCAUAACCCAUGAAGAACUUGUGCAACUUACGAAAUGGAAGCUCAUGAGGGAGAAAUUUCGACCAAAUCUAAUUGAUUUGGUUCGCAUUAACACUGAAAAGGCUGUCCUUACUCACAGCAAGAAAGCUUUUAAAAGACUUCCAAAUUUGUCGGGAGCUGUAGCAAUGCUUACUUGUUUGAAAGGAGUUGGCCCAGCUUCUGCUUCUGCCAUUUUAGCUGCUGCCUUUCCAGAGCAAGCUCCUUUUAUGGCUGAUGAGUGCAUGCUGUCUACUCCUGGUGUUGAAACAAUGGAUUAUACUGUUGCAGAAUAUUUAAAUUAUGCUAUGGAGUUAAAGAAGAAAUCUGAUUACCUCAAAAGUCAUGAUCCUUCUCAAGAGUGGAAUCCUCAUAAAGUUGAACUUGCUUUGUGGGCUCAUUUUGUUGCUGGGCAACUGCAACCCUCUAUCUUAUCAGAUCUACCUCUGCCUGAAGACCUUCCUCAAACUUCAGAAGAUGAUAACGUCGUAAAAGAAGAAGUUUCAGCAAAGCCAGAAGAAGAAAAAACUGACGAGAAGCACUCAUUUCCAAAUGAAGAUUCUGUAGAUAGCUACACUAAUUUAAGCAGCGGAGAUACAUCAAAUGAUGCUACGGAAUACGGAUACACUCCUGCUGGUCUCAGUUCUGAUAGAAAAGAUAAUGGUUUGGAACCGCCAACAAAAAAGUGUCGAAUAUAA